Mercenaria mercenaria is the source of this 1087-nucleotide messenger RNA. RefSeq lists its product as uncharacterized. The record is from RefSeq and is a predicted model, not a curated record. Gene Ontology annotation, molecular function: protein binding. NCBI's taxonomy places the organism in Eukaryota, Metazoa, Mollusca, Bivalvia, Venerida, Veneridae. The transcript has 2 exons. Bases 53 to 835 code for a protein of 260 amino acids.
GUAUUCGUAUUUUGUCUACACACAUCUUCUUUCAUUUUCAAAUUCAUCGAAAAUGGCUACAUACGUCAGGGCAUCGCUGAUUAUUUUCCUUUGUGUUUGUGGUUUUACCAAACAAGAUGACGAUCUUCUCGAGGCGAUAUCACAACUAGAACUCUUUGUUAAAGAUGUUAGACGCGAAAUGUUUGAAGUCAGAAAUGAAAUUGAAUCUAAACUCCAUGACUUGAAAAGGAAAGAGAUCGACUUCUUACAAUACUAUUUCGGACUAAAGAAACAAAGUCCUAAAAAGAUAGAAAGAGCUGUUGAAGAAUCAGAGAAAAAAGUUGAGAAUUUGAUUCUUGAUCUAAAACACAAUCGCAGGGAUUUGAGACUAAAGGUUAAUCAGCUAGAAAUAAUAAACAACAGAGGACUUGGAAAUGAAUUAUCACUAGCAGGUUCACGGUAUGUCCCAGAUGUUUCAUUCAGAGCAAGUGUUCCAGAAAAAACGCGGUUCCGCGGCGUGGAAAAAAUUAUAUUUUCUAAACCUUUGGAGAACACUGGACACGGUUAUGACAAUGAAACUGGUAUUUUCACAGCUCCUUUCACAGGGACAUAUUUAUUCACUUUUCACAUUUGUCAAGGAGGAAAUUACAUUGAUUUAGCAAUAAUGAAGAUCACACAUGUAUUAAGUUGGGCAAGGUUUUUUCCUUACUAUUUCUCCUGCCAUAAUUUGGAUUUGAUAACAACCAUGGAACCGGGAGACAAAGUAUAUGUGCAACAUAUUUCCUCGUGGGAUUACUCGGUUAUAUACGACAGAAACGAACUUUCAACAUUAUUCUCUGGUGUGCUGAUUUCAUAACAAAUUGGCUGGUGUAACAUUUGAAAAAUAAAUAAAUUGCACAUUCCAUUAGUUGAUUAAUAUGUUUGAAAAUAUGAAAUAAAAAAAACGUUUAAAUUUUAUCCUAUUAAAUAAAGAUGGUUAUAUAUUAUAUAUAUAUUAUAUAAAACUGUUACUCUUUACUUUAUGACUACUUGCUAUAUUGAAGCUUUGUACUUUUUUCUAUAAAAAUACACAUUUUACAUACACAGAAAUAAAGUUAUCAUCUCACAA